Molecule: messenger RNA, 579 nt
Organism: Coprinopsis cinerea okayama7#130
Lineage: Eukaryota; Fungi; Basidiomycota; Agaricomycetes; Agaricales; Psathyrellaceae
Exons: 4
Coding region: 1-579 (192 amino acids)
Source: RefSeq, a predicted model, not a curated record
AUGUUGACGGCAGAUGUUCCAGAAUUUGAACCCAAUUUCAAGGGAAAAGCAAUUGCCAAAAAGCAGCAGUACAUCCACCACCUCGAGCAUGUUGUGUGCCCUGAUGUAUUCACCCGCCGUUUCUUGUAUGACGGGAGCAAAAUUGGGUACGCCCACCCGGACGUUGCUCAGAGGCUUGGUCCCAACAAGACGUUUUUUGUUGCCCUUCGGUCAAACACGCAGUUCGACCCCAGUGCCUGGAAAAGUGAAGGCAAGACGUCGUGUAUCAAGAUCACGUUCUCUGCGACUUCCGGUGUAGAAAUUCUCCCAACCCAUGCUGCCGCCAUUCGGGGACCAGACAGGGAGCUUCAUACUAAUCUUUUGCAGCUUCUUGUUCGUCAAGGAUCGAACAACAUCCAUCCCAACAAUGGAAAGGCAUACUUCCCGCCGUUUUCGAGAGGAGAAGAUUUGAAAAUACUUCCGAAUGGAAUCGAAAUCCGACGUGGUAUCUUCCAUUCUGUCCGGCCCACAAUGGAAAAAAUGAUCGUCACGAUAGACACUGUUGCAUCCCUGUUGUACGUGAAUCCAUCGUUUAAUUAG